This is a messenger RNA of Nelumbo nucifera (sacred lotus), 2075 nucleotides long. Its product is annotated as multicopper oxidase LPR1 homolog 1-like. NCBI's taxonomy places the organism in Eukaryota, Viridiplantae, Streptophyta, Magnoliopsida, Proteales, Nelumbonaceae. Gene Ontology annotation, molecular function: oxidoreductase activity; copper ion binding. Gene Ontology annotation, biological process: cellular response to phosphate starvation. The record is from RefSeq and is a predicted model, not a curated record.
CUCUCUCUCUCUCUCGUGCUUUCUCCUGCGAAAGAUAGGGUGGCUGGUGCUUCGUACGAUUGGAAACGAUGAGGAUUGAAGUAGUGCCGUUGUUAGCUCUGCUCGUGGCGAUUUGCAGCGGAGCUGCCUCACAAGCCGCCCCGCCUCCUGUCACUGACGCUGCUCUAACUCAAGUGGCCGCUUCUCUGCAAAUGUUCGUGGAUGAACUCCCACAGAUGCCCAAGCUCUAUGGCUUUUCCUUACGAGCUGGAAAGCCCGCGCCUGGAAACCUCGUCGUUGGCAUGUUUGAAAAGAAAUGGAAAUUUCACCGCGAUUUGCCAGCAACGACAGUCUUCGCUUUCGGGACAAGCGCAGAAGACGCAACCGUGCCCGGUCCCACAAUUGAGGCCAUCCAGGGGAUACCGGCAUACGUGACGUGGCAAAAUCACCUCCCUCAAAGCCACAUACUCCCGUGGGAUCCCACCAUCCCCACCGCAAUCCCCAAGAACGGUGGGGUCCCAACCGUGGUGCACCUCCAUGGUGGAAUUCACGAGCCACAGAGCGAUGGUCACCCCGAUGCCUGGUUCACCUCCAACUUCAGAGAGACCGGGCCCACCUGGUCCAAAGCCACCUAUAGCUAUCCAAACGUCCACCACUCAGGGAAUUUUUGGUACCAUGACCACGCAAAAGGAUUGACACGUGUCAACUUGCUAGCUGGCCUGAUUGGACCUUACGUCAUCCGCAACCCAGUCCUAGAUGCCUACCUGAACCUUCCCUCCGGCCCUGAGUUCGACCGGCACCUGAUGAUCUUCGACCGGAGCUUCAAUAGGGACGGUUCCCUCUACAUGAACUACACCGGCGUUGUCCCGUCCAUCCACCCUCAGUGGCAACCGGAGUACUUCGGCCAUGCCAUCGUCGUUAACGGCAAGGCCUGGCCCUACCUGAAGGUACAGAGGCGGAAGUACAGGUUCAGGAUCAUCAACGCCGCCAACGCACGAUAUUUCUCGUUGUCAUUAAGCAACGGCCUCCCAUUUAUCCAGGUGGGAUCCGAUGGGUCCUACCUUCCGUCACCGGUGCAAACACAGACUGUGGUCUUAGCACCCGCCGAGAUUGCCGAUGUGAUCAUUGACUUCUCAACUUCCAGCGUCAAUGAGAUUGUAGUGAACAAUAAUGCACCCUAUCCAUACCCAGGCGGUAGCUCUGUGGAUCAGCUCAACUCCAAGGUAAUGAAGUUCAUAAUUGCACCGGGCAAGCCGAAGGUACCAGAUACCUCCAAGAUCCCAACCAGUCUAGUGAGUUACCGGGCGACGCCGACGGUAGAUGGUGCGGUGAAGAAAAGGUACAUAGUGUUCUACGAGUACAUGACCCCUUCCGGGGAUCCCACUCACUUCUUGAUAAACGGUAAAAAGUUCUCCGACCCAGUGACGGAGACACCGAAGUCCGGUAGCACAGAGGUGUGGGAGGUGAUCAACUUGACCGGGGACGACCACCCAUUACACGUACACUUGGCAACAUUUCAGGCGAUCAAAGUGCAGGACCUGGUGAAUGUGGCCCAAUUCAAUAGCUGCAUGACAACCAAAAACGAUGCCAUCGCCUGCAAUGUAGCGUCAUAUGUCACCGGAAAAUUGACAGAGGUACCUCGGAAUGAAAGGACGUGGAAGAACAUAGUGAAGAUAGCGCCGAAUACCCAAACAACCGUCGUCAUCAAGUUUAAUCUGGUCGACACGAAUUCUCCUUUUCCAUUUGACGCAACUGCAGAACCCGGAUAUGUCUACCAUUGCCAUAUUCUGGAUCACGAGGAUAACGUCAUGAUUCGGCCAUUGAAGUUGACUUCCUGAAGUUUGAUGACAUGAGAGAACUGCUUGACCUUGAGUUUCUCUACUUUUUUCUUUUCAGUGUGCUUGUGAGUCGUCUGAGGUUAAAUAAGUGCACGAUAUGAUCCAUGUAAUAGCACAAAUUACAGAUUACAGAUUACGGAGACUUAAUUGGUGGAAUGAUGAUGAUUUACUGUUUUACAAAGCAAGAAACAGCUCCCUCUUGAUUUGUAUAUUUUUAUCUACAAUUACAAGCAAAAGGAAUAAAACACAAAUUUUGGC